Hepatospora eriocheir is the source of this 180-nucleotide messenger RNA. The record is from the annotation of a GenBank genome assembly. Lineage: Eukaryota; Fungi; Microsporidia; Hepatosporidae.
AUGAAGAAAUAUGUAAUAAUCUUUCAAAAGUUCACAAAAAUGGCAGUAAAAGAAGAAGUUUUUAAAACUUCUCUACGAGAAUUAAAGGCUGCUUGUACUGAGAAAGGAAUUGAGUCUCUUAUUUUUAUAAUAGAGAAUGUCAGAAUCUAUUAUUUUAGAGAACCCAUUAGAGACAAUUAA